Molecule: messenger RNA, 5510 nt
Organism: Zonotrichia albicollis (white-throated sparrow)
Lineage: Eukaryota; Metazoa; Chordata; Aves; Passeriformes; Passerellidae
Gene: MDFIC2
Product: MyoD family inhibitor domain containing 2
Source: RefSeq, a predicted model, not a curated record
AUCACUCCAAUACUGCUGGGAUACUCAUUACCCUCCUCCUUCCCUCCCCAGCUCUGGAAGUGAAUGCAAACAACAACGAGGAUGGUGGGGGGAGAGAGAGAGAAAGCCCCAAACCCUCAGCAGUAAGUUGGCUGAUGCUGGCAGCCAGACAAAUCUGGCACCACACAGCAGGCAGGCAGGCAGUGCACUGCUCAUCCUUUCGCUUUGCUGUGUGUGGGGAUGCUGGACACCAGCAGCCAGCCAGGGAUCCGGCCAAAGGCUGCUCUGCUCGGCGCCUGAACCCUGCUGCUCUGUGCCCGGGUGGGAGAGACAGAUGUCAGAGGACAAGACAGACAAGGUAAAAAUCAAAGCAGCUGAAAGUUUUGAACAUGAAAAGCAAAAUAUUUCUUGGCUGAAAAAAGACCGCCGCACCAGCUCCCUGCCUCUACUGGCCCUCCCUGGGGUGACAUCGAGCAGCGAGGACCAUCCAGAUAACCAGCUUACAAAUGAAAAACACACAGAUGAAAAGCCUAUGAAAGGUAUUGUUAUGAGUUCAGUCGCAGAAUUCAGCAUCACAGACGCUUCAUCAAAGGGUACCAAAAAUGAGAAGAAAUUGUCAGAUGCAAGCAGAUCAUCCAUUGCUUCCCUGGAGAAAUGCAGAGAAUUCUCUUACAUUGAAGAUGAUGCAUCAGUACAUCAGAGAGACAGUGACGAUGAAUGUGCAACACUUAUCCUGGCCUGCUUGUUCUGCCAGUUUUGGGACUUUCUUAUAAUGCUGCCUGAUACCUGUGAACAUUGGCUGACAGAUACCUGUUGUCCAUCCAAUAGAUAUUACCAGACCUCCGACGAAGACCACGGCAGCAACGACUGCAACUGUGACUGUGACAUUGAUUGCAGCCUCUUUGAGUCCUGCCACGAGACCGGCGAGUGCCUGGAGCUGGCCAUGGAGAUAUCUGAAGUCUGCUAUCGCUGAUAGGAAAAUAAUUGACAAAAUUCAUCAAAACUACCCGACAGAUUACAAAGGAGAUUUUUUUUUUUUUUUAAUAUUAAUCAUAACCAGAGGUUUUGUCAAUGAGGACUAUGCGCAUCUUGUUGCUCCCUCCCUGGAGGUCUCUAUGUUGGCAUGAUAUCACAAACUGCUGAAACCAAUAAAGGACAAAAAGGGGUCUUCUCUGCCAUAGAUGACAACAGAAUUCCUAAGUGCCAAGUGUGCUCGCUGCUUUACCCACUGUAAAUCCAAGCUUUUAUGAACCUUUAAUUGCUUUAAACACCAAUUUUGCCAUUCAUAAACACAGAAAAAAUUAGGAUGUUAUUUUAGGACUGAUAUAUAUAUUAGUUCAUCUUCCUAAUGGAUUCAUACCUAAACAUGUAUUACAUAUUGUUGGUUAUUAUAAAUAAUUUAUGAUACAGCAUCAUUUUAUAAUUAAAAAUUUAUUUAUUCAAUCUCUUAAAACACUCUUAUAUGCCCAGUAUAGGUAGAAAAAAAAAAUUAAUAAUUAGAAACCAUGCUACUGGUAAUUACAGCAAAUGUCACUGAAAAUCUCCAGUGAAUUUCGUUGAGGAAGCAUUUUCACAGGGUACUGCAAUUGGACAGUGUAUUAAUGUGCUGGCCCAUGGUUAUAUAAUAACAGGUUAUGCCUAUUGUUCAUUAGUUAUAGGAAAGGGUUUCUUAAGUAUAAUUAGCCAAAAUGGGAAUUGACUGCACAUUUUCAGAGAAGAAUUACCCCCAUAGAUAGCCAGCAGCUCCUUUCCUUGAUUUCCAUUUGUAAGACUUUUGCAAGAAACAGAAUAUUGCCACCUAUUCUAGUGCAAACAGGCAUCUCCACCUGUGCACAGAAGAUUACAAAAUGACAGUAUCUAUCCUGUGCUUUCAAAUUCCCUCUAUCUCUUUUCUGAUGGCAGGUCUGAUUAAUAAAAAGGAAAUACAUGUUGCACAUUACACAUAUGACAACAAAAACAUGUUAAUUUAGCAGCCUGAGGGUGCAGAACACAGGUAUUAAGUACAGAGGAAAAUACAGAAUUGCUUGCUCACAUUAGGUAUUUAUAGACUAACACCAAAGUCAGUGCUUGCUUUGUAUAAGCACUAAAAUUUCUCCCAAAAUCCCCACUGAUCUCAGUGCAGAAGUGCCUGUGGAAUACCAAACAAGGAUCCUGGGCAAGAUACUGGGAUAUUAAACAUUUCUAAAAUAAUUGAAGCCACUUGUUUAUUAAUCAGAGUCCUGGUGCACAAACAUUUAAUGGGGGGAAAAAAUCCUGUGUAUAAUAACCUUUCCUUAUCCCCCUUCUGUAAAACUCAUGCUUUCAAAAAAAUCAGAAAGCCAGAAGUAGAACCACUAACAACCUUUUUCCAGGUGUCUUACAAAGCCUGGUGACCAGAAGACAACAGACCUCAGGAAUGCAGCAAGCAGCCCAGAACUAAUUUCACUGCUCCUUCCAGGACAUUGGUGGGGAAUAGAAGAGAUUUUCUUAUCUUACAGAGUCCCAUUGUGAGCUAUAGUCACCUAAAGGACCCAGACCCCACAGCACAACCCACUGCCAUCCAGGAGGCACUGGUUUGGGUCACCCACCUCAGGGAUGGGCAAUUUUAAUGCUUCAAUUUGCCUUCUCACACGGAAUUCUGAUCUUAAAUCUUCCAAAGCUAAGCUAAACUCUCACUUCUACAUACCAGCCCACAAAGGCUUGGAUCAUUCUGUCCUUUCUACCACAGGUUGUGGUAGAAACUAGUAUGUGGGUAUUUAUGAAUAAGAAUUCUGACCCAGGGCAUUUAGGAGUCAGAAAAGAGGGAAGCUUGUUCCACAUACCAGUUCCUAGAGAAGCACUAAUAAAGAUGUACCUUGACAGUCCUUGCUCUUGAUGCCAGUCUCCAAAAUCGGAGAUUUCAUGUGCCAUGGCUGGAUGGAGCCCAAGACGGGAAACCAGAGGGUGGCAAACCCCAAAAUGUUGUCAGUGAGGGAAUCAGAGAUGAGGACUUUCCCUUUCAAGCCAGGAUGUCUUGUUCCAGUUCUGAGUCUGAAAGAAAAAACACAUUGACCACACCAGUAUGACUCAUGGCAAGUGAGGCCUCAUUCAGCUGUGGAACUGGACUGGGGGAUUUUGGCACAAAUGUGGAAUUUUUUCCAACUUUUUUUCCUAGGAAUCAUUAUUCAAAAGAUUAUUUCUUUGUAUUGUAAUCCAUAGGUUGGCAUAUUGAGGUCAUGGCUAUUACAGGGCACAGGUAAGGUCAAAGGCAGAAUUAUUAUAGCCAUGAUUAGACAGGAUGUCCCAGAAAUAAGAAAGGAAUCACUCUGGGAUAUAUUGAGAGCUACUGUGUUUUAAAUAAUGCAGCAGUAUCUCCUUGCCUGAAGUGUACAUGGGCACACUGCUCAGUUUCCUGCUUUAAGGAAGUAGAUUUUUUGAGACCUUUUUGAGCAAUGAAACCUUGAAAAACAUGUUAUUUCAUACAACACAGUAGAAUCAGCAGCUUAUGAUAACUUUGUUUUCUGUCUUAAAGUUGUUAAUUGCAACUUUGUACUUUCAUGACAUGUAGGAACACUUAAACAUAUUGACACCAAAGAAAGUCAGUCAGACUUUCCCAUUAACUAUUCCAGAAACUCUUUGAAAAGCCAUCCUAUUCCCACACUAAACUGACUUCUGGUGCAGAAAAACACCCAUUUAUCAGAUCUGAACAUGGGCAGACAUUCCAGCUAAGCCAAAGCACUUGGAACAAUUCGAGGCUGCCUCUGUGUUUUUUAUUUACUGGGAAGGAAGGUCUGGGUGCUGGAGUGGGAGGCGUUUGGGUGGAUGGCUGCUGGGAACAUGUUGGACUCAGCUGUGCUCCCGGGGAGAUGUCAGCGCGUGGAACCAGCUCCUGAGAACAACAAAUAGAAGUUCCCGUUUUGCAAUCGGGAACAGCGCUCCGACACGACGCCUCUCCCCAGCUCCAGAAAUGCACUGACAGAUUGCCUGGGGGAAGAGAGAGACAGAGAGAAUAGCGGAGAGCUGCACUGCUACCUUCCACAGGAAAGGACCACGGGAUGCUCUCUAAGGAUCUCCUCUUGGAAAUGACCCAGCAGUCUCAUCGUUGAGACAAAAAUGUCUUUUCACCUUCUUUCACUCUGUUCUCAGAACACAAUACGGAUUAGGAUGUAAACUGUAGGGGAAUUGAUGUUUGAUAAAUACUGGAAAAGCCUCUGGGGGCUUCCAAAAAUUUAAAGUUCAGUUAUCUCAAAGGAUAUUAAGUUCUCUGACUGACCAUGAGCACUUCCAUAAUGUCAUUCUGGUGCCUUACUCUCCAUGUACAAUGAGUCCCUUAGAUGUGGGCUGGCAAAAAUUAUCCCAUGUACAUCCCCAAAUAUAGGGAUGAAAUAUAUUGUAUUACCUCAUUUGACUUUCCUCUGCUUCCUAAAGUACUUUGAUCAUUCAUAUUCUCUCAAGAAGUCAUCAACUAGAACAACAAACAUCUUCCAAAUGUCCAGAAAUUCACAACUCUGCCUUAACUAACUCUAGUGCUGCUUAGGAAUUCAGGCUGAGUGCUACAGCUGAGCUCUAGAAGACUUUGGUUCUCAGGAAGAAAGCAAAAUAUGGGAACAAUUAAGAUGUUUGCAAUUGUAUUUCUCAAAUGAUGCUUGCACAGUAUCAAAAAAAGUUCAAGAGUGUCAGACUAAGAAUGUAUGUAUCUAUUAAAUUUUUGUUUUAAUUAUAUGAAAUGGGUGGUUCCAUUGCUUUCAUCUGUUUGGGUUCUCUUAAAUGCAAGGUAAGUUUCCUAUUAUGCAAGAAAAUGAGUUUACCAAGCAGACUGGGAUUUCCAGGCACUGCUCCACUAUAAUUCACUGUAACUGAGCAUUAAUCAUGAUUAAUAAUCUAUCAUUCCUGUGGUUUAGGAAAAUAAAAAGGAGUACUUUAUUGAGAAACUGCCCUUUCUCUUAGCAUACUUCAUAUAAUUGCACAAUGGAACAAUUCUAGGGAAUUCAUUAUUCUGCUGGUAAUGAUCUAGAUUUCCUUAACAUUGCACACGAAUGGGAAUCGUUGCCAUCUGAUGGAUGUUCCAUGGCCUGUACAAAAUGAGUUGGUGGGUGCAAGCCAAUUCAUAAUGGAUGUGUGCCCAUAUCACAAAAAACACCAUUAUAAUUGGUACCCUUAGGAAAAAUGCCAAGCUCUGAGUGUAAACAGAGCACUUUCUGUCCCAAGAGCUCGUGCUUCCGUGGUCAGAGUUGAAGCACAACAGAAUGAGCAAUGCUGAACUGCAUCUGCUGCCUCUGUAAAAGGCUUUGCUCUCCUGAGGUAGCACUUGGCAUCUUGGACCCUCUCUAAAAUAAGAAAACUCACUCUGAAGGGCCACACUUGUGCCUCUUCCCCUACCAUCACUAAAGUCAUUGAGGGGGUUGUGCAGGUAUAAAAUGUAGAGGAGACAGUCCUUGCUACAGUCCAUAAUUUCAUAAUUUGCUCUCUUUCUAAGUGUAUCCAGAAAAAAAUGUGCUGUCACUAAAUGAGAGGUGUUUGUUCACCAAGCCUCAUUUGAAAUCUGAGAAAUCUUUCUAUCAGAAAGUGCUGAA